AUGUCCCUUCCCAAUCCACCUGCUUGGAAGUUUAAAUGCAGAUAUGUGAGAGAUGCGGAAAAUAUAUUUGGUGUGGAUGGUGAAAAUGUUAAAAGUUCUGAUCUUAAAUUUGUCGAAAAUGAUUUUAAAAAAGGAAUAUACGACGAAAAUUUGCAUGUGUUUAUAAAAACCACGAACAUUCAUGUGGAUAAUAAGUACACUAUUAAAGUAGAAUUUUUAAACCCAGGAUGGAACUUGAGACCAAAUAAAAACUAUAUUGACGGUGCUAUACUAGUUUACGAUGUUUCUCAAACCGAUGGAUUAGAGAAAAUAAUUGAUAUUUCACAUGAAUAUGUACACAACGAUAGCUAUUAUGUAGCUAAUGAAAUUCCUAUUAUGAUUGUUGCAAACAAUUGGGACAAAAAUAAGAAAAGUAGAGACGAUCUUUUAAAAGAAGUCAAAAAUUUUGUUGGAGAGGAGUUUUUAUGUACCAUAACAUCAAAAGAAGAAAAAAUUAGUCCUGGUCUCGAAGAAAUCCUAAAAA
Molecule: messenger RNA, 523 nt
Organism: Dentiscutata erythropus
Lineage: Eukaryota; Fungi; Glomeromycota; Glomeromycetes; Diversisporales; Gigasporaceae
Source: the annotation of a GenBank genome assembly